Messenger RNA from Microthlaspi erraticum, 1233 nucleotides. The record is from the annotation of a GenBank genome assembly. NCBI's taxonomy places the organism in Eukaryota, Viridiplantae, Streptophyta, Magnoliopsida, Brassicales, Brassicaceae.
AUGGGGCUUUGCUGGUCUUCUCCAUCUGAUUCUCCUCCAACAAUAACACCUAGCUCUACUGGUACCAUCAGCUCAGGUGCAUUAAAGUCAACGACUACAGGAACAUCAAGAAGUAACAUAUCUAGCAAUAGUGGAUUCUCUGCGGGAAGUGGUGAAGAUGCUUACCCUGAGGGUCAGAUACUUCCCACUCCGAACUUGAGGACAUUCAGCCUCGCAGAGCUUAGAGCUUCAACGAGGAACUUCAAGUCUGAGAAUGUUCUUGGAGAAGGAGGAUUUGGGAAAGUCUUUAAAGGCUGGCUUGAAGAUAAGACACCAGGGAAACACAGCAGCACUACUGGAACUGUGAUUGCUGUCAAGAAACUAAACUCCGAGAGCUUCCAAGGAUUCGAGGAAUGGCAAUGUGAGGUGAAUUUUCUUGGGAGGAUUUCUCAUCCGAAUCUUGUCAAGUUGUUGGGAUACUGCUUGGAAGGUGACGACUUGCUUCUGGUGUAUGAGUAUAUGCAGAAAGGAAGCUUAGAGAAUCAUCUCUUCCGAAAGGGUUCUGGAGUACAGCCACUCUCAUGGGACAUAAGGCUUAGGAUAGCUAUAGGAGCAGCUAAAGGCUUAGCCUUUUUGCACGCUUCAGAGAAGCAAGUCAUUUAUCGAGACUUCAAAGCUUCAAACAUUCUACUUGAUGGGUCAUAUAACGCAAAGAUAUCAGAUUUCGGAUUGGCGAAACUAGGUCCUUCCGCGAGUCAGUCUCACAUCACAACACGAGUAAUGGGUACACAAGGUUAUGCAGCUCCAGAGUAUGUUGCUACAGGUCAUUUGUAUGUAAAGAGUGAUAACUACGGGUUUGGAGUUGUGUUAGCUGAGAUCUUGACUGGUUUACGCGCGCUUGAUCCAAACCGUCCUACGGGACAACACAACCUAACCGAAUGGGUCAAGCCUCAUUUGUCCGAAAGAAGAAAGCUCAGGAGCAUAAUGGACCCUCGUCUUGAAGGAAAAUACCCUUUCAAAUCCGCUUUCCGAGUGGCUCAGCUGGCUCUUAAAUGCCUCGAACCCGAACCGAAAAACCGUCCGUCGAUGAAAGAAGUGGUGGAAGCUCUCGAGCUCAUUGUGUCUGCCAAUGAGAAACCUUUGGAGCGAAGGAACACUAGAGCUUCACCGAGCGUUGGUCACCGAGAAGGCCAUUAUCGCCGGCAACAUCUUUCUUCAUUUCAUCCGAGGCAAACCACGCCUCGAGCUCACUAG